UUUUCUUUUCGAAAUUUGUAUUCGAAAUGUAACUUAUAAAAUUAGAUGGUCGAGUUCAGGGUAAAAAGCAAAAAUACGACGCCGUUGAUAUCCUAUCUUCUUCUUCGGGAUCGUUGUUUGGGGUCUGAAAGGUGAAAACACCAAAUCCGAAGCAGAGCACUGGAACACCUGAAUACAAAUGUCGACAAUUUCGGCAACAUUUUUUAGAUCAUUAUUCUCUAUAGCUUCUCCGCCACCUUCUACUAUUUCAAGAUUCUUUCUUCCAACUCCUUUACUUUUACCCAAAUUCCGUUCAUGCCCAAAUCCUCUUACUUCUUCGUCAAGGAAAACGGUGGCAUGUACCAAUUCUUCAGAAGAAGCAGAAGUCACUCAGACACUGGAUGAAUGGCUUCAGAAACUACCCGAUAAGACGAAGCCUUUGUACUCUCAUAGUUUGCCCUGUAUAGAAGCCUGGUUGAGGAGUUUGGGGUUUUAUCAGAGUAGAGAUGAUAGAGCUCUUUGGUUUGUUGAAAACCCAGAUUGGCAGGCUCAAUUGUCACUGGAUAUCACUGAACUUCAUAUAAGGUAUCUGAAGAGAGGACCUGGAAAUCUUGAAAAAGAUGUAGAUAGAAGAUUUAGCUAUGCACUGAGUAGGGAAGAUAUUGAAAAUGCCAUACUUGGAGGUCCAUAAGGACAAACAUUUUAUGCGUGUAUGUUAGGUAGCCAUAACACUGUUCCAUCUCAAUUCCAAGCAACUCUAAUGAGUAAAGUUUCCCAAAAACUCAUAUAGAUACACAUACAGUGGGAUCUGAAUUCUUUUUAGGAAGGGGUUAUGUAGAGAUAUAUUGUGGGUUGGAUCAAGCUUAUGUUUCAUAAUGAUUUAUGGGAAACAUUGUUUACUUUCAUAAAUUACGUGGCUGAUGCUCAUC
Molecule: messenger RNA, 908 nt
Organism: Solanum tuberosum (potato)
Lineage: Eukaryota; Viridiplantae; Streptophyta; Magnoliopsida; Solanales; Solanaceae
Exons: 2
Coding region: 179-670 (163 amino acids)
Source: RefSeq, a predicted model, not a curated record